AUGACGACCAGGGCCGGGAGCAAGCGACGGCGCGGCGAAGCAUCAGACGGGGCGAACGGCGGCAAACGCGGCGCUAGUACUCACCAUGUCGCCGCCAACAACGACGUCGCGCCUCCGCCCGCCAAGCAGCCGCGCGGGCUCUACCGCAGGGUCACCGGCCUCGUCGGACGCGCGGUGGGCCUCUUGACGCCAGGCAGACCCCGGGCGCCUCCCCGCAUCGCCUCCACCGCGGCGGAAGACAACGAUUUAGAAGCCGCGGCGGGAGCGGCGGCGCGCGGAGAAGAGAGCACGGCCGGGGAGCCCGAGGAGGGGAAUGAAGGGACGCCGGCGGCAGCAGCGGCAGACCCGCCCGUUGGCGCUGCUGCUGUAACCUCAACUCCCGGCCGCGGUGCAGCCGCCGCCACUUCUGCUCCUUCUCCUUCUUCUCGCCACGGCGGAGUCGACGGCGGUGCAAACCUCACGAAGGCGGCGUUCUUCAGCCCCGGAGUAGGCCAGAGGCGCGAAGGGCUCAGACGCCAGACGAGGAGAGGGGGGGCCGGGGUGGGUACCAAGGGCAACGCCAUUUCCAAGCUACCGUCCUCUCUACGGCUGUCGUCAUCGGCUCGCCGGGCUUCGGGAGACGGGCUCGGAUCGACGUCGCUUCGCGGAAGCACGGCAGGGGACGGCGGCGGCGGCGGCGGGGCAGAAGAGCUUGGCCUGCCGCCGGUUCCCCCGUUCUACAAGCUAGGGGCAGCGUCCCCGGCCCCGGCCGGACGAGUAGGCGGCGACGAAGGAGAAGCACACCACGAGCAUGGCGGUACCGGCGUUGCGAGAUCUUUGCGCUCUGGCCGCGUUACCGAUGGCGUUGUUGGCGGUGUCGGCGUCGGGGGCGGCGGCGGCGCCGCCGCCGUCGUGGGGUCGUCUGGUAUUGCAGGCCGCGCUGCAGACGGGAAAAGAAAAAGGAGCGGGAAGGGGCCGAGAGCAAGAAACGGUCACCUCGAAGCGAACGAUAUGCAGGAAGAGGAGGAAGAGGAGGAGGAGGAGGAGGAGGAGGAGGAGGAGGAAGACGACGACGGUGAUGAUGAUGAAGAGGGAGGAGGAGGAGGAGCUGCGCUAACCGCGACCGAGAGGAGGGACCUCUACCGCUCGCUGGCGCGUGGGCCGUACCUGUCCGCUUGGGAGUCGCUGUACCUGCUGCGCCAGCUCAACUCGCCGGAGGCCAACGGCCUCAAGGAGCGCUGCCUGAAGAAGUACAAGGCAAGGGUUGCCGCCAACACCGCCGCCGCUGCCGCGACCCCGACUGCCGGCGCCCAGCAGCAGCAGCAACGCGGCAGGCAAGGCCUCGCAGUGCCGCUUUUGAGGCCGGUCGCCCGGCGCGCGGCUUUCCCGCCCGGCGCGGACCUGGCGCCGUCGGCACCGACGCGCUCUUCCAUUUUCCUUAUGCAGCCUCCCCUGGCCCCGGCCCCCAGGGGGCCUCUCGGUCUCCCGGUGGGGGCGGCGCGGGCGGCGGCGGGUGGGACCGUGGGACGUCUCGACGGUGCUAGUCGCGGCAGCCAAGCAGGGAUGAGGGAGACCAUGCCCCCACCACCACCCCCGGGAGGGGCGGCAGCGCGUGGGGGGGAUUCGGACGACCUCUUGACGCCGCAAAAGAGGGCGCAGGUGCAGGCGGAGCGAGACGGAAGAGGGCGGUCAUUCGCGCACGCGACCCCCGGAGGCGCUCGGGUUUGGAAGCCGGCGGCGGCACCGAACCAGGGAACCCCCUGGGCAGCGGAGCGGCAACAGCAGCCUGCACGCACCUUGGCGGCGGCAGGAGAGCCCCGUCAGCAAGGAGGAUGGGAUAGCUCGGCCGCAGCCCCUGGAAGCAUCGGGAGGCGUCGGUCUGGCAGGGGCUACGGUGAUGAUGCGAAUACCCCGGCGUCGAUGACCAGGCGGAUCAUGAGUGCUCUGGAUGAUGCAGGCAGCCCGAGCUCGCUACGUCGGCUGACUCUACCGGGACCGAGCCCCCCUCGCGACGCCCUUGCUCUGAGGCGGAGGAAAUACGACGACGCAGAGCCCUUGCCGACCCGCAUGCUGUCGGUGCCGCACCCCGCCAGCGGUUACGGCGCACGCGCGGCGGCGGGCGGCGUGGGCGUCACCCCGGCAAGACUCCCGCCUUCCCGGUGGGCUGCGCGCAAGAGCUACGGUGGCGGUGCCGGCGGCGGCGGCGACAACGCACCCGUGGUCGCGAGCAACGGGGGCGAGAGUGCGACGAGGCAGCGCCAGGCGGCGGCGGUUUCGGGCGAGAAAGGGGCGGGGGCGGCCAGGGCUGCUGCCCCCGCUCCCGCCGAGGAGUCUUCCCCAAAGGCCGCGCCGGGAUCGCGCAAGCGGAAGACUAGCGACGACCAAGGGUCGGGGCCACAAAGGGGAGAAGACCUCCCAGGGGCGGCGGCGGCGGCGGCGGUGCCGAAGGACGCGGCGGGCGGCGAGAAUGGCAAGAACGGCACCGGUACGGGCGCGGAUAUGGACAAGGCUGAUGAUGCUGGAGGUUCCGACUCUUCCGAUGACCUCGCCAUCGUGCAGCCGCGCCCCAAGCGCGCGCGGACGAGCAGCGAGGGCGGGGGGGUUGCCCAUCCAUCGAGCGGCACCCCCACGUCCGCCGGCGACGGCAAGAGCGGCCCGUCCCCGGCCGAAUCUCGGCAAAGAGUCGCCAAUGCUUCUUCUUCUCCCGUUGCUGCCGGCCCAGCCGCUUCGCCCGCCACCAGGGGAAAGGGCGGGGCCGACAACAGCGGCGGCGGCGUUGACAAGGCUGGCGCAGCAGCAGCAACCAGCGGGGGACGAGCCAACGGCGGCGGCAGCGGCAGCAGGAGCGGAGAGAAAGAAGGCACUCCGGCGGCGGAAAAGGAGAAGGAGAAGGAGAAGGAACAGGAGGAGGAGAGGAGGCUGCGGGCGCGGCGCCGAGGGCGACACGCGCGGUCCCCCUACUUGCACGGCGGCACGGGCGGGAGGAUCGACCCCAGCGGCGGCCUGCCGACGUCAGUACGACCGGUGGCUCUGGCUCUUGGAGGAGGCGGAGGCGGGGGAGGCGGUGCCAAGCUUGGUGGCACCCCCGUCAAAUCGGCUUCCAAGGGAUGGACGUGCCAAGGCUGCUACGUCAGGGUCUACGACAUGGACCUGAAGGCGUGCGACAUGUGCAGGAGACCGAGAAACUUUGGCACGCCUAGCUUCAAGAACCCUCCCGCUGUUCUUCCCGGGGGCAGGACCCUGUACACGGUGCGCGCAGGGCUCGAGGCGGCGGGCUUGGCCUCCCCCGGUGUGCCUGGGACUGCUGCCGCUACGGUUGGAGCGGCGGCAACGGCGACGGCAACGGCGACGGCCAAGACUGCGAGUGAUGCAACAACUACUGCGGCGGCCGCGACGGCAGCUGCUGCCACGCCUGCUUCAGCGCGGCCCACCCCCAGCAAGCCCAGGGUAACCUUCUCGUUCGGACCAUCAACCCCCGCCGCGGCCGCGGCGGCGCCGGGCAGCCCGGCUCCUACUGCCGCCGCCGCCCCGAAGCCUUCUCCUGGACCUGCUUUCAGCUUUGGCGGCGGAGGCGGUGGCGGCGUGUCGUCAGCAGCUGCGAAAACGGCUCCCUCUUCCGUUUCAACCGCGCCCGCCGCCGCACCCGCCGCACCCGCCGCCGCGCCCGCGCCUGCCGCUAGCCCGGCCCCCGGUCCCGCGUUUUCUUUCGGUGCCGCGGCCGGAGGGGCCAAGGGUUCGUCCUUGGCUGGGUCAGCGUCGGCGGCGGCAGCAGCAGCCCCUGCGGCACCUACCGCUGCGUUUACGUUCGGCCGUGCCGCCCCAGCCGCUGCUGCUGCUGCGACUGCUGCGACUGCUGCGACUGCUGCGACCGCCUCGACGUCGGCAACCACCUCCACCACCUCCACCGCCGCGAAGACGAUCGGGGCAGCCGCCGGGACUGACGGGGCUACCCCCGCGGCCGCCCCUGCUCCGACGCCGGGCUUCACCUUCGGUGCUGCUGCUCCUGCUCCUGUGGCUGCUCCGUCGUCUUCCGCCGCCACUCCCGCUCCCGCUCCUGCCUCCGGUCUGGCGGCAAACUUCACGUUCGGCGUCACCGCUCCGGCCCCUGCUGCAGGCACGGCCCCCCCGGCUGCUGCCCAGGCACCGGGCGCCGCCGCUGCUACGCCUUCGACGUUUACCUUCGGCGCUAGGCCUGCCGUCGGCGCGGGUGCCGCUGCUGCUGCACCGACCAAGACUGUGUUUGGCGGCGCUGCUCCAGCGGCCGCGACGGGGGCGGCGACUACGAAGACUCCGGGGGUUCCUGCGUUUUCUUUCGGUGCCACCACCACCGCCCCUGCCGCAGCAGCGCCGGCGGCCCCAUCCGCCGCUGGCGGGCCGGGCGGAAUCGCAAGCCGCCUCGGCCCCGCCCCGACGGCUGCCUGUCUCGCCGCCCCGAAGCCUUCGACGGCGACGACGGGCUUCGGCUUCGGCGGGUUCGGCGCUCCCGCGGGCGGCGGCGGCGGCGGCGGCGGGACUAAGCGGGCUUCUUCGCCUGCCGUCUCCGCGGGCUUCGGGGUCGCGCAACAGCCGCCGCGCGGUCCGUCUCCCGCCACCUCGGCGUUCGGCGCCGCCGGGGCGACCGGCUUCGGGGGCGCCGCGGCCCCGGCUGCGGCCGCUCCCGCGGCUGCCUUCAGCUUUGGGCAGAAGCCGGCAGCGGGGGCGCUGUUUGGCGCCGCCGGUGCGGCUGCCGGUCCCCCGCCCCCCGCCGCGGCGUUCUCCUUCGGUGCCCCGGCGCAAGCGACCGGAGGGUUCGGCGCCCCCGCCCAGGGAUUUGGCGCGCCGGCGCCGGCGGCGACGGGGGUUGUCGCCCCGCCGGGGGGAGGGUUUGGGGCCGCGGGAGGAGGUUUUGCGGCGGGGGUGCCGGGUGCCGCGGCCCCCGGUACCAGCGGGUUUAGCGUGGGGGCCGGGGCCGCCCCGACGAACCCGAAGGCGGGCCGGAGGAUUGUGAAGGGCCGUAGGCUGAAACCCCGGCGGGGAUGAUUGGAGUCUCGCUAGGGGAAAAGUCAGGGGGUAGGCUACUGCGUGAGACGGGGAUGGUUCUGGGCCCGGCCUCGAGCUGCUUUGCUGUGCCAAAGGGAGGCUCUCUCGGGCUCUUUUUUUUUUUUUCAAGCUGCUCGGACAGCUUUUUGGCAUGGGCCCCAAUCAAGGGAGGGGACACUCAAGCCCAGCAGCGCUGCUACUGUGUGUUGCUCCUGUUUGUCCUGGAAGUCGGUUUUACGCCUUUCGGCUUGUUUGGACGCACCAACCGGGGUCAUACCAGUUGGAUGCAACACCGGGGUUUUUACUUGUCUCCUUUGGCAGUCUUUCCUUUUGGGGCUAGGCCCCCGGCGAUCUCGAAUGAAUCAAGAACUACGAGGGCGGUUGGUGUAGAGGACGGCAGUGCCGCGGAUAGAGAACACGGUAUUUGACGACUUGAAAGUUUUUUUUGGAAGUGUCAACGGCAAUCGGGGGUGUGGCUGGCUGUCUCGUCUUUUCUUUAUUUCCGGUGCGCCUUGCUGCCCGCGGUCUACAGAGGCAUCGGAAUCCCCGGGGUCGCCACCAUCACGCCAUCGGGUGGUAGGUGGGGUUGGGUGUGCCUGUGUUUAUCGCUGGCUGUGGAUGAUCGUCGCCUUGGAGGUUGUUAACGGUCCAACAGCAGUAGACGCACCUGUUGCUGCUUACGUGAGCUCCGGUGGCUUUUAAGGUGAUGGAGGGCAGUGUUGCUACAGCAGUAUUUAGUACGCUCGCACUUGGGUGGGUGGGGUGAAGUUUUUUUUUUUUUGUUGGCGGAAGGUGGAUGCCCGACCUGUUUUGAGUUGCGGUGCGGCUCGUCUUCAAGCAGAUGCGAGAAUGUGUCUUCAGGGAUUCUGCUGGCAGUAAAGGCGGACAGUGACAAGGCAAGUAGACCGAAUCGGGAGGGGGGGGGUCGGGCUUCUGCCGUACGCAAGGCGUGCUUGAACCGGGGGCAAGCGGGCAGCUUUUUUUGGCAUGCUCGGGCGCAGUUUCUAGAUGUCUGUGGUACUCAACGCGGCGUGGAUAGGCACGAUGCUGCGUGGGGCAGGCAGUCGAUAGUAGGCUGUCGCGCUUGGACUGGAACAUAAAUCGAUUUCGGGUGCAAUACAGGUUCGUUCGUGGGGAGGGGGCCGGGGGUGAUGCUCCAGCAAAGAAUCAGCUGUUGGGAAGUGCGACAUGUCAGUGGAGAUAGGGUCGAGCGUUGUGUUUGAGUCGAGAGUUGCUGCUACUCGGUGACUUAACAGGUGCCAAUCUCCUUUCAAAAAAGUUGGCC
This is a messenger RNA of Ectocarpus sp. CCAP 1310/34, 6283 nucleotides long. NCBI's taxonomy places the organism in Eukaryota, Phaeophyceae, Ectocarpales, Ectocarpaceae. The record is from the annotation of a GenBank genome assembly.